Messenger RNA from Aspergillus ochraceoroseus IBT 24754, 1756 nucleotides. RefSeq names its product putative nucleoside transporter. The coding region runs from base 327 to 1643 and encodes 438 amino acids. The record is from RefSeq and is a predicted model, not a curated record. Lineage: Eukaryota; Fungi; Ascomycota; Eurotiomycetes; Eurotiales; Aspergillaceae. Gene Ontology annotation, cellular component: fungal-type vacuole membrane; plasma membrane. Gene Ontology annotation, molecular function: transmembrane transporter activity. The transcript has a single exon. Gene Ontology annotation, biological process: transmembrane transport.
UUUUUUUCUAGUUUCUUUUUCCUUUUCCCUUUUCCUCUAGAGAACAAUCAGCUCUCAAUAUGGCCCUUGAUCCCGAGAAAGGCCUUAGCAAAGCCGGCUAUGUGACCGAGGAGAAGGGUGUCCCGGGUGUCACUUCAAACGGCGCAUCCAGCCCCAAUACCACGGAGACUUCCGACAAUACAACCCAGUCGCAGGAUGGAGGACUUCUUUCCAAACUCCGCAGUUUGGAGGCGCGCAUGGACAGGAAACUUGGAGUGGAGUCGGAAGCCAUUGAUCGCAAGCGACCUGAAGAAAAGAGAGAAGUAUCAUGGAUCGAGGAACUCACGAUGGCGUUGCUGUGGGCGAGUGGAACGAUGAACACCUCCUGUUUUGCGACCGGGUUCCUUGGGUGGGAAUUCGGACUGAGUUUGAAGCAGUCAAUCAUUGUCACUAUCUUCUCCUCCAUCAUUGGGGGAGCCGUCACAGGCUAUUGCGCUACAUUUGGUGCUGCAACCGGAUUGCGCCAGAUCAGUGUGAGCCGCUACAGUUUCGGUUGGUGGCCUAAUAAGCUGAUUGCCCUGCUUAACAGCAUCCAGCAAAUGGGCUGGGCCGCCGUCUCGUGUAUUACGGGAGGUCUAGCUUUGACGGCGGUGUCGGAUGGACGCGUUUCCUUAAUUCUGGGCAUUGUCAUCCUUGCCGUGGUGGCGCUGGCCAUCUCACUCGUCGGAUUGAAUGCGAUUUUGGUUUAUGAGCGAUACGCCUGGAUCAUCUUCUUCGUCAUCUUCCUCAUCAUCUUCGGCGAGACCGGUCGGUAUGCCGACAACUCAGCCCCUGCCACCGACACGGGCCUGACGCUGUCCGGCUCCGUGCUGAGUCUGUUGGCGGUCGUGUACGGUUCAAGCGCAUCCUGGUGUACUAUGGCCAGUGAUUACUACGUCCACUAUCCUGCCAAUGUCAGCCGCAUCAAAGUCUUCCUUAUGACCAGUUUCGGUAUUGCAAUCCCGACGUCCAUUGGUAUGCUUGCCGGCUGUGUCGUUGCCUCUGGAUUCAACAACAAACCCGAAUGGCAGGACGUUUAUGAAAAUCAAGGACUGGGCUAUCUCAUCCAAGACGUGCUUCACCCUCGAGGAUUUGCCAAGUUCCUCCUUACUCUCUUGGUGCUCUCUGGCAUCAAUACGAAUGUUAUUAGUAUCUAUAGCUCCGCUAUUUCGUUCCAGCAGCUCGCACGCCCCUUUGCACGCAUCCCUCGUUUCCUGUGGACUAUUUUCUGCUUUGCCUGUAUCCUGGCAUUGGCUGUGGGUGGUCGACAACGGCUGAAUGAGUAUCUCCAGAACUUCCUCAGCCUGCUCGGUUACUGGUGCACCAGCUACGCCAUUAUAUUGUUUGAGGAGCACUUUAUUUUCCGCAAGGGUAAGUUUGAGAAUUACAACCUGGAAGCCUGGAAUGAUCCCAGCCAGCUGCCGUUGGGCAUUGGCGCUGCGAUCGCAUUCUGUCUAGGAGUGGUAGCGUGGUGUAUGGGAAUGGAUGAAACCUGGUUCAUCGGUCCUCUCGCUAAACUGAUUGGCGCCUCCGGUGGUGAUGUUGCGAAUGAGAUCACUUUUGUGGUGACUGCCUUGACUUAUGCCCCGGCGAGAUAUCUGGAAUUGAAGUAUUUUGGCCGGUAAAAAGGACCGGUGGAAGAAGGGUCCUGUGAGAAGCGGCCAAAAUGGUGGCCAGGAAAGCCGUCGAUAAUUUUUAGUGUGUUUACUUAAUAUCAAUGAUGCAUGAUUUAGAUUCA